GCUUUGUGCUGCCCUGCAUGGGAGACCUCCGAGCCUGGGCUCAGCUCUCUCCCCCUGAAAUUGCUUCCUGACUGCUGGGACGAGGUCUUGGAAGAGCUUCUGGAGAGUUACUGAAGGAGAAAAUAUUUAUCAGGAGUGAUUAAAGAAAAUGGAUCCAGACUUAAGUGCACUUACACAGUCCUCUACACUUGAUCGAUUCUUAACUGAGGAUGUCAUCACUAAAGGCCAGAAGAGGAAACUCAUAAAACAGACCUCAAGCAGCAACCCCAAACUGGAAGAAUUGAAACUGUUCUUGACUGGGUGGAUUAACAGAACUCUGAAAGACGAACACAUAGUAGUUAAAAGUCUGGAGGAAGACCUGUAUGAUGGGCUGGUACUUCAUCAUCUCCUGGAAAACUUAGGAUCUCUCAAGCUGGAUGUUGACAGGAUUGCAUUAACAGAAAAAAAACAACGACAGAAGCUCUCUGUGAUCCUGGAAGCUGUGGCCAAGUGUUUGAAACUGGAAGAAAGUCAGCUGAAAUGGAGUGUGGAAUCUAUCUUGGCAAAAGACUUACUGAGCACACUGCACCUUCUAGUUGCAAUAGCAAAACACUUCGAACCCACCCUGGCUCUGCCUCCAAACGUUCAAGUGGAGACAAUCACCAUCGAGAACAUCUCCGGAAAAUUUAAGACGUCAAAUGCUGUGGAAUGUAUCACAGAAAACAAAGAGAAUAUAGAAGCGCAGUCAAAAAAUGACGCCUUUGAUGAAUUAUUUAGCUGUGCUCCAGAUAAACUGGAUGCUGUAAAAAAGGCACUUUUACAAUUUGUUGACCAGCAUGUUGGAAAAUUAGGAUUAAAUGUGAAAGACAUUGAAUCUCAGUUUUCAGAUGGAGUUAUCUUACUUCUCUUAAUUGGACAACUAGAGGGUUACUUUCUGAAUUUAAGGACUUUCUUCCUGACUCCGGACAGCACCACGGAGAUGUUCCACAAUGUUAACCUGGCAUUGGAGUUGCUAGCAGAGGGAGGUCUUCUGAAUUUUCCUGUGAACUCUGAAGAUAUUGUGAACGGAGAUACGAAGGCUAUAAUGCGAGUUCUGUACUGCUUGUAUUCCAAAUACAAAACCAAAGAAGCAUGAAGAACAAGGCCAAGGGCUUGAGCUGCCUUUUUUUUUCCCCCUAGCAGGUCAUGGUGUGAAUUUUGGACUCUCUGUUUGCCACUGUUUCUGGGCAUACACUGGUGCUUGACACUUGCUGUAUUAACAUUCUACAGCAAAUAGGUUGUUCAUGCAAGGUUUCACAUACACAGUCUGAAUAACUAUAAAUGUGUGUCCACAGCUCAUGUACUGUGUAAUUCUAUGGCUGUAGCUCUUGUUUCAGAUCCUGCCUUCUGUUUUCUCUGAGCCCUGACAAUGCUGCAAAGAAAUUAAAUGUGUGUUUAUUCUGGGCUCUGCGUUCUUUUCUCCUGAAGGUGACUUUGAAAGUUAUUGCAUCCUCCCCAUUUCCUUGCUUCAGGAAGUCUUUUAGGAAACUAGAGAGGAGAAAGACCCACCAGAGUGGGAAGGCUGAGACACACCUGAAGUUCAAAACCUGCUUUAGAGAGGUGGCCAGUGCUAUCAGACAAGAGGAUAUGAAUUGGAUGCCAAAUGAAUAGGUAGCAAAAAUGAAAUCUGAACUUACCAGGUGUUUGAUAAACAUUUCAGUGCUCAUUCGCUCGAAUGGGGAAAAGGCACUUAGCACAAUAUACUGGUGUUAGACUGUUCAAGAACAGGGGGUUCUCCUGCACAGUUGUAGAAGGAUGCCCUUAUUUCCUUGCUAAGCCAGUGCCAAACUGCGUCCAGCUCCAAUUGCAGCCCUGACACAAACUCUGGCUAGCAGGGAUGCCAAUCUCUGCCAAGCAUGUUGUGAGAGGGAGUCACACAUCUUCACUUUGUCUGCAGUAAGAGGUAUGCAAUGCUGGCUGGGCUCUGCAGCUGGUGGAGGUAAAGGCCACUACAGGUGGGAGCAGUGAAUUCAGCUUCCCACCACCUCUGACAGCUGAGUCAUCUCCUCAGGCUCUCCUAGGUGAAUUUGUCCAGCCUCCAUCCCCAGCCUCCCAGCAGUUUCCUCUGGAUGCACCAAGGUAGCCACGAUUUAUUAACAGGCAGAACUCCUUUCAAAACCUCCAUCUACUCUCUUGACCUUAAACUUAUGUUGCAUGAAACUAGAGAUAUAAUUAGGAAAAAAAAAAGAUUCCGUUUUUUUCUUUUUUGCUUCCAUCUAAACUGAUUUAAUUUCCUGCCAUUGGUAACUCUGACAUUUGAUCUCUGGUCUGAUCCUCCAUCUGUGUGUUAACGGGAAACCAGAGCUCUCCGAGUGCGAGUGCUGACAUUUACAGAGGAGAAUUUGUUGUGUCUACCUCUGGAUCAUGCAGCCCAGGGAAGAUCCUUAGAUAGCAAUGCUGGUAAGUCUUUUGAAAAUGGUAAUAUUGCACAGCUGCUGGGGGACAGAGCUGUGCAAACUACCCCGAGACCAGUCCUUUCUGCACCGAGAAUUAGCUCGUGACAUUUUAACAGAGAAAAUACAAUGUGUGAUGCCAAUGAGCUACCAAAAUCACUUGAUUCCCCAGCAAAUGUUAGUUGUGUGUGCUGAUCUGGACAAUUUAAGUAAAGAACACUUGCUUCUUUCAUUUGCAAGUCCCCAUAGGCACCUUGCUUGAUUCCUUAAUUUCUUAAUGGGCUUCCAAGAAUCAACUGGGAGACCUUCUCAGAAUUUUAGGUUUCUGUAACACUGCACAAGAACAUGCAUUCAUUGUAGAAUGAAUUGCUAUUGAGCAGAUAAACCCAGGAUGUGGCUUGUGGAGAGCAGGGGUGAGGGGGCAGGAGGGGCUGGGCAGUGAUUUGGUAGCAGUGUGGCCUUUUCCUCCUGGGAAGCCAUCCUGAACCUCUUGCCCUGUGCUGAUGAUCAGAAUUCAGUUCCAAUAUGUGACUCCAGGCACAUGGCCUGGGCUAGGAAAAAAGACACCAGUGCUGGAGGGUUAGCUGCUGCUGCCCUGGUUCAGUGGUUAUUACUGCUCAAGGAAACUGCUGGACUUUUCUCUGUGUGCCCUGGGUUUUGUGUUCCACUUCUCUGGCAUAAAUAAAUCCAGUGCUUCUCAACAGGGAAGUCUAGAUCUUGCUAUUUAAUACAAGAAAGGGUUAUAUUCCCUUUUCAACACCAGCUUGCCUAAGCCUGUUAUAAAUAAGUCAUUCUUUUGAAAAUAUAGAGGGAAAAAGAUGGUUAAUGUGCUUGAAUCAAAAACAUGCUGAGACCAAAAAUUAACAUUUUAAUCUGCUUUUUAUGCUCAGAGCAAACUUAUAAUACACUUGAUGUGUCUGAACACUUCGAUAAAGAGUCUGUGUUUGAUUCCUAAAACAUGCUGUGGAAUUUUGCU
Molecule: messenger RNA, 3387 nt
Organism: Sturnus vulgaris (Common starling)
Lineage: Eukaryota; Metazoa; Chordata; Aves; Passeriformes; Sturnidae
Gene: PARVG
Product: parvin gamma
Biological process (GO): cell projection assembly; establishment or maintenance of cell polarity regulating cell shape; actin cytoskeleton organization
Cellular component (GO): actin cytoskeleton; cytoplasm; focal adhesion
Molecular function (GO): actin binding
Source: RefSeq, a predicted model, not a curated record